GAACAUGGCUGAAGGCAGCCGGGACGGCCCAGCGAGCGGCGGGAUGGGUGGCAGGCAGGACCCAGUCCCUAGCAGUGGCGGCUGCAACUUUCCAGAGUACGAGCUUCCUGAGCUAAUCACGCGCGCUUUCCACGUGGGCGCCUUCGGGGAGCUGUGGCAUAGCCGGCUGCGCGGGGAAGGGGACUUGUCGCUGAAGGAGCCGCCGGCACCGGUGCUGUCCGGGGGCCGAGGGGUCGCCGACUCCGGCCGGGAGCAUGCCGCCGUGGCCCGGGAUUUGGGCUGCAGCCUGGAAGCGGCAGCCGAGCUGAGGGCGGUGUGCGGCCUUGAUAAACUGAAGUGCCUUGAGGAAGGGGAGGAUCCAGAAGUCAUCCCAGAAAAUACUGACCUAGUGACUUUGGGGGUUAGAAAAAGGCUUCUGGAACACCGAGAAGAAACCAUAACGAUAGAUCGGGUCUGCAGACAAGAAACAUUUGCUUAUGAGAUGGAGUCACAUGCCAUAGGAAAAAAGCCUGAAAAUCUAGCAGAUAUGAUUGAAGAAGGAGAGCUUAUCCUAUCUGUGAAUAUCUUGUACCCUGUUAUAUUUCAUAAGCACAAAGAACACAAACCAUACCAGACAAUGCUGGUAUUGGGAAGUCAAAAGCUCACAGAACUGAGGGAUUCAAUUUGCUGUGUCAGUGACCUCCAGAUUGGUGGCGAAUUCAGCAACACUCCUGACCAAGCCCCUGAGCACAUCAGCAAAGACCUAUACAAAUCUGCCUUCUUUUAUUUUGAAGGAACAUUUUACAAUGAUAAAAGAUACCCUGAGUGCAGAGAUUUGAGCAGAACCAUCAUUGAGUGGUCAGAGUCCCAUGAUAGAGGCUAUGGAAAGUUUCAGACUGCUAAGAUGGAAGAUUUCACCUUCAAUGACUUGUAUAUUAAACUAGGUUUUCCUUACUUAUACUGUCACCAGGGAGACUGUGAACAUGUUGUUGUCAUUACUGACAUAAGGCUUGUGCAUCAUGAUGACUGUCUCGAUAGGACACUUUAUCCCCUUCUUAUCAAGAAGCAUUGGCUCUGGACCAGAAAAUGUUUUGUUUGUAAAAUGUACACAGCUAGAUGGGUGACGAACAAUGACAGUUUUGCACCAGAGGACCCAUGUUUCUUUUGUGAUGUUUGCUUCCGAAUGCUCCACUAUGAUUCAGAAGGCAACAAACUGGGGGAAUUCCUCGCUUAUCCUUAUGUUGAUCCUGGAACCUUUAAUUAAUAUCAAAAAGUGUACCCUUGUGAAAUAACUGUCCCCUUGGAUGGUUACUUUACUUCCAAGAAAUGUUCCAAGGAACGGGAUCCACCUGAAACAAUCAAAGUUACCAGCCCUGCAAAAAAAGUUCAAAUCACAGGUCUUAUUAAGCAACUUGAAUGUAUAUAAAUGUUUUGAAAUAUAUUAAAUUAUUUUAGUAUUUAUA
Molecule: messenger RNA, 1442 nt
Organism: Hippopotamus amphibius kiboko
Lineage: Eukaryota; Metazoa; Chordata; Mammalia; Artiodactyla; Hippopotamidae
Gene: SNAPC3
Product: small nuclear RNA activating complex polypeptide 3
Exons: 9
Coding region: 5-1243 (412 amino acids)
Biological process (GO): snRNA transcription by RNA polymerase II; snRNA transcription by RNA polymerase III
Cellular component (GO): snRNA-activating protein complex
Molecular function (GO): core promoter sequence-specific DNA binding; RNA polymerase III type 3 promoter sequence-specific DNA binding; bent DNA binding
Source: RefSeq, a predicted model, not a curated record